Apus apus (common swift) is the source of this 641-nucleotide messenger RNA. RefSeq names its product mitochondrial ribosomal protein L51 (gene MRPL51). The coding region runs from base 100 to 564 and encodes 154 amino acids. The record is from RefSeq and is a predicted model, not a curated record. Gene Ontology annotation, cellular component: mitochondrial large ribosomal subunit. Lineage: Eukaryota; Metazoa; Chordata; Aves; Apodiformes; Apodidae. Gene Ontology annotation, molecular function: structural constituent of ribosome. The transcript is spliced from 2 exons. Gene Ontology annotation, biological process: translation.
GCCACCGCGGCCGGCAGGGGCGGGCGCGGCGCCGCCGAAGCGAGGGCCCCGGAGCCAGCGCCGCGCCCGCAGGGUCACCCCCUGUCACCCUCCCCCCCCAUGGCCACCCCCCUGGCCACGCUGCUGCGAGCGGCGGGGCGAGCCCUCCUGGGCCGGGCCCCGCAGCUGCCGGGGGCCCAGCGGAGCCUUAGCGGCGGCGGGGCCUGCCGGGGGCCCGUGCGGCCCGGCCUUCCCGUGCCCCUCUCGUCGCCCCUGGCAGGGCUCACCCGGGCCUUCCGCAUCAGGGAGCCCCCCAAGCCCAAGCAGGUGGAUCGCUGGACGGAAAAACGGGCCUUGUUCGGCCUCUACGACAACGUGGGGAUCCUGGGUGGCUUCCAGAUCCACCCGAAGAGUCUCAUUGUAGGGCCCCGGUGGCUGCGGGGCUGGCGGGGGAACGAGCUGCAGCGGUGCCUCCGCAAGAAGCGGAUGGUGGGAGACCGGAUGUUUGUCGAUGACCUGCACAAGCUCAACAAGAGGAUCCGGUACUUGUACCGGCGCUUCAAUCGCACCGGCCAGCACCGCUAGGGGCGAGGAUGGCUUUGGCUCCUGCAGCGCGGCGGUUUUUGUGGCGUCGUGGUCAGAAUAAAGCCAGCUUUCGUACA